Messenger RNA from Aureobasidium pullulans EXF-150, 1110 nucleotides. RefSeq lists its product as uncharacterized. The record is from RefSeq and is a predicted model, not a curated record. The coding region runs from base 117 to 689 and encodes 190 amino acids. The transcript is spliced from 2 exons. Lineage: Eukaryota; Fungi; Ascomycota; Dothideomycetes; Dothideales; Saccotheciaceae.
UACCAUGACGGUAUGCUUAUCGAACUUGGCGAAAUCCUUCCUCGGAAUGACGCGGGGACAGUGUAGUUCAGAUCCCUCGCCUUCACGGAAUUGCUGCAAUAUCGUCUCAAACCACAAUGGAAAUUGUCAGCCCACUCUGUUCGUGGCAGGAACAUCUCGAAUCCAUUUAUACACGUCAAAAGUCACGGGGACAAUCUGUUCCUCUUUAUGACAUCUCAAAGGAUCUCUUCGAAGAUGCGAUUGGACCAGAAGAGGCAGCAACAAAGAUCGCAUCAUGCGUCUGUGUUAGCGACGACUUCCAAACUGCGUAUCUGGAUGUCAUUUGCUUUCUCAUCGGCGCCGCGAAUAACCUCUCGGAGCAACACGAUCUUUCCAAACUUGCAAAUCUCACAUUGGCAUUAUCUCGAUUACCGGAUGCUCGGAACGAGACUCGGAGAACCAUUCAGCUAUCUUUCGACUACAAGAGCUCUGAAAUAGGACCUGGAGAUAUUUUCGUGGUCGGUGAAGGGAAGAUAUGGGCCGAUUUGCCACAAUUUGCGGUGAAUCUUGGUGAUUCCAUGUAUGGUCCUACCGCCUAUAUCAGCGACGGGCUAGCAGAGCAUUGGGUCCAUUCGACUACCUCUAUCUCUACACCUUCAGAACUAUCACAGAUUCACUGGAAUACGACCCCAAGACUGAAAAAGGGAUAGAUUCACUACACAGUCUGAGAUCUGCAUGUCGUUGGAUCACGAUCGCCGGAGAACAGAUCUGGACGGAAAGUAUGCGGAGUCCUCGAAAUGCUGUUGCUGGACCGCUGUGGCAUAGGAAAUGUCACGCCGAUCUUGUGAAGAGUGGGCAGUGGGAAGAAAGGUCUUUGAUCACAUCGCAACGGUGGUUGGCUUGGGCGUCGAGGCUCGAUGAGCUUGCUGAAAGCGACAUGAUUGAAGACGAACUGGAGGGUAUGGCGAGGUCUUCUGCAGAGAUGAUUAGGAUGUUUGAGAGGGAGUGGGUUUUCGACAUUGAAGAUGAGAUUCAGUAACCAGAGGGAGGGGAAGUGACUUGAGGUCUUCAUUGGAAUUAUCCAAGCCAUCUCACAUUGUAGAAUCUAUCGAAAGUGUUCCUUGUCCGGCU